UCAUAGAUUUCUUUUUACAAAAUUCAAAAAUAAAUCAACCAAUCCAAACCAAAAAAGAUAGAAAUAAUUAAAUCGGAAGUUUGAGUGCUUAAUGUGUCCCCGUAACUAAUUAUAUAACGAUUAAGUAGACGACGCUAGCUAAAAUUAUGGACUCUAGGGGCAACAACAGUGGUGAUGAAGAUGGAACUGUCACCAACAAGAAACAGAGCAACGUACUGCCUUUAUACGGAAACGAGAGGACAAUGAAUUUAAACCCACUUAUUCUUACAAACAUUCAGAGUAGCCACUAUUUUAAAGUUAAUUUAUACGAACUUAAGACCUAUCAUGAAGUAGUCGAUGAAAUUUUUUACAAAGUAAGCCAUCUGGAGCCCUGGGAGAAAGGGUCAAGAAGAACGGCAGGCCAAACAGGAAUGUGUGGUGGUGUAAGAGGAGUCGGAGCAGGCGGAAUCGUUUCAACAGCAUACUGCCUCCUUUAUAAGCUGUUCACCCUGAAACUCACCCGUAAACAGCUCAAUGGGUUGAUCACUCAUUGUGAUUCACCUUACAUUCGAGCCCUAGGAUUCAUGUAUAUAAGAUAUGUAUUGCCUCCCAGUUGCCUACUAGAGUGGUACGAAGAUUACCUUGAGGAUGAAGAGGAACUGGACGUAAAGGCAGGAGGUGGCCAGACCAUGAUGAUGGGUCAAGUUUUGCGACAAUGGCUGGUUAAACUCGAGUGGUUUUCAACUUUAUUUCCGAGGAUACCCGUGCCCAUUCAGCAAAAGAUUCAGAAGUUUUUAGAGCAAAGAUUUCCACCUCAAGCGGUCCAAGUGGCCCAAGAACGCGCCCGUGGAUUCGAAAGAGACAGACAACCAGCGCGUGAAGACCUCCGAAGGGACUUUUUAAGGGACGACCGACGUGUAGACGAGGGUAGAAGCGACACAGGAAGAAAUGACAGAAGAGAUAGGGACAACAGGUAUCGGGAUGAGCAUGAUAGACGCGAACGAAAGCACAGGGAUAGAAGUAGGAGCCCUAACAGAAGCAAACAUUAUCAUAAUAGGGAUAGGAGCAAGGACAGAGGGGAUAGGUACAACAGAGAUAGGGAGGAUCGAUUCAGAGGCGGCAGCAGUAGAUAUUAGGCUCAGGAUCUCUUUUUUUUUUAAGUACAGGUAGAAGGGAAGGAGGUUCACAACGAUUGUUUUCAGAUUAUCGGCGUUUUUUUUUUGGAUCGUGUUAUUAUGCAAAAAAAACCGGGUAUUAUUUAUAAAUGGUUGUAAAUCUUCUUUUCAUGUCGCACAUUACGGGAAAUAAUAUUUUAAGUUCUUUUAAAAUGUUAUAAGAGCAGAGUUUUUAAAUAAUAUUACGAAUUGUUUAGAGUAAUCGGAGAUGUACGCUGCCAUCCUACGUCAGAAUAUUCGAAUUUUUAGCGUGUGGUUUCCAGCUCUAGGAAAAUCCACUUUGCCAUUCAUAAAUAAAGGAUCUUGGCAUAUUUCUAAAUCCAAAUAAUUACUUUUAUAUUAAACAAUAUUGUACACAUUGUUUUUGCAUGAAUUAAAUGAAAACUAAUGAUUCAGAAAUAUGGCAAGAUGUUAUAUUUAUAAAUCACAAGGUAGAUUUCCCAGAGGUGAAAACAAACGUAAAUUGUAAAAUGAACUGUUCAGAAUUAUUUAAAAAAUAAGGCUGAAUAAACAAAAGGAGUUCCACGUUUUAGUCCUAUUCAAGUUUUGCACCAAUAAAUUUCUCUGUUUUUCCUUAUAACUUAUUUUAAAUUACAUUCUACUCAAGCAGCACUAUUUAAAUAGUUCACCAGUUUUACGCGCUAAAACACGUUUGCCCUUGUGAUUUAUUCUUCACCACGAACUUUUAACUCUUUGAUCACUGUCUCCUUUAUUUUCUUCGGCUUUUUUGUAGGCCAAUUAGUUAACACUUCUUCACGAUCUUGCAUUUUUUUAAGUAUAAUUUUUGAGCAAGAAAACGCAAAUUCUAACCUCCAGUCAAAAAUCACAAGAACACGUCUGGUUUAUAGACAAAACAAUAACAAACUGACUAAUAAUUCGAGCGCUUCAGCAAGAUUUUACGACAAAAAGCACACAUGUCCUAUCCUGUCGCACGGACUAAUACUGUAUUUGGUGGAAAAACAAUGGACAUGUGUGUUUUUUGCGGAAUUAUCGAAUUUUCAAUUAGCUCUAUCUUAGUAACAGACGAAAAACAAUGAAAAACACAAAGUCACGGUCUCACAACAUUUACUUAAAGCUACACGGGUUUCACUCUAUUCAGAGCAUCAUCAGGCCUUAAAAAGCCACUAACGUUGGCAAAACAGUAAAUAAACAUACAUUGUAAACAUAAGUAAAACAUAAUGUAUGUUUAUUUACUGUUUUGCCAACGUUAGUGGCUUUUUAAGGCCUGAUGAUGCUCUGAAUAGAGUGAAACACGUGUAGCUUUAAGUAAAUGUUGUGAGACCGUGACUUUGUGUUUUUCAUUGUUUUUCGUCUGUUGUAUACGUCGGUCUCUUUGUGAAAAAUGGAUGAGAUUUUCUUAUCUAUCUUAGUACUUGUGCCGUUUUUGUAGAAUCUUAUUUUAGGAGAUUAAAAACAGCAUAUUUUUAAACUAGAUGGUGCCACUAGCUCAAUUUCGUUGAUUUUAGACAUGUGCGGUUUUUGUAAAACACGCCUCAAUUAAUUUAUCGAUUUCGCUCAUGUUUUGAUUAUACAAUCUUAUGGAUUCAAAAAAGGCAUCUUUGAUUAGCGGAAUUCCCUAUUUCGUGCUCAUAAGUUCAUCAGCAACAUGAGGUUUAUACCAUUUACUUAUUUUAGUUUCAAAAGGGACAUCCUUAUCUUAUCAGUCAAUCCAUGCUUUUCUUGAAUAUGUUGAAUGUUUUUUUUUAGCAAUUCACCAUCAGGUUUCUCUUGUAAAUCGCAAAGUUCUUCAUAGUCUUAAUAAUCAUUAUUUUCUACUCCUUUAACUCAGGAGGUUAGAAUUUCAACAAAUUUGAUUCAUCUCUAACACCUUGUUAAUCUAAGUUAGUUCGUUUUCUGUAAGGAAUAGUUUUUUGACAUAAUCUUUAACAAAUACAACAUUAUUGUAUUAGUGAUUUUUAGUGAUUUUUUCAAAUUCUAGAGAUCCCAACUUAAGAAUUCCAAAAAAAAAAUGCCUUUCGUAUUGGUUAUUGUAUUCCCAAAAUAAUAUUGUCCCUGCUACGUCAAGCCACGUUGAUACGGUACGGUAUGGGUGAUUAAAAGGGUUAAACAACUAAGAAUUAUAGAUACUAUCAUAAGCAUAGCUGCUUUACUUAGAGGAAUAAUGAAAAAAUUGUUUUGUAAGAUUUUCUGAAUGUUAUUGCGUACCAACAGUUUGGUUCAGACCAAAUUUUAACACAAUUUGGCAUAUCUUUAAUUUUAAUUGGUUAUAAGUAGAGUUAAGCAAUUUAAUUUCCGAGCCUCUUGCAUCAGCCUAUUUUUCAUUCCCUUUAUUGUUCCGCAUGUUUCUCUGUAGUUAAUUGCAAGCCGAGUUCUUAAUUUCUUUAAAAAAAAAGUAUAAUCCCAUUUUAAAUAAAUGAUCUUUCCAGUUUUCCUCAUUUACUGAGUGUCAAUCCAUAUAAGUUUAACGUCAAAUUGAACAUGUUUACAUUCUAUAUAUUACUGGUCGCUAAUGUAGCAAGUUCAUUUAUGCCUAUGCUAUCAAACUUUUCAAGGAGAAUCUGAUAUUUCUGGAAUUUCAUUCAAAAAUCUUGAAUUUUUUCAUUGGUCAAUACUUCCUCUGCAAAUAUUUGUUGAUUUUGUCUAUUAUAACUGGGCGAAUAUACGCCUAUGUUCUUGUACUGGGGUCCAAUAAGAGUCCUUAUAUACUCAUAUUUUUUGCAUGCCAUCAUAUUUGUUUAGAAUCUUGGAGUAUUUACUUCAGGCUAUAGUUUUUAAGAAGCAGAUCAUAUCAAUAUGAGAGGGCAUGCCUUCGCUCUAUUCUAUGAUUUGAUCAUAUGCUUUAAUUAAUUUCAUCACAUUUAAGCAAUAAGAGGAAUAAAAUAUAUUAAUAAAAUUCAAGAAAUACUCCUGUUGUGGUAGUCCAGCAGGAUCAAUUUAUGGUUGAAUUUCAGGGAAAAAAUUAAUAAAUCAUUAUCCUAACUGCUUAACAUUUAAAAAACUGCCUAAAUUUAGAAAAAUCCGACUUAACUGCUUGGAAUUUAAAAAUAAAUGGACAAUUUUUCAAUGAGAAAAAAAGCGCCUCUGAAAUUAGACAAUUUAAUCGAAAAAUUGUAAUUAUAUUACUAUUCCAGGCAGUUACGUCAUUCAUUGAUUAAUUCUUUUUUUUUUAAGUAGUUAAGCUAUUAAACUUUUAGUUUAAUUCCAGGCAGUCGAGCCAUAAAUGCGUAACUAUUUUGUUAUUCCAGGCAGUUGAAGCUUAUUAAUUAAUUUUUUGCCUGAAAUAAUGAAUUUAUGGCUCGACCAGUGGCGAAGCGUGAACUUUUUUUUCGAGUAGACAAACAAUAAAAAUCGCUAAUUAGAAAAAAAAUGUGUAUUCCAUAUUAUUCACUUUAGUGAAAUAGGGAAUAAAAGCGCAUGAAAGAUUAACUCAAAGAGAAAAAUUAUGCAGCGAUAUAAAAAAGAAAAAAAUAAUAAUAGAUAGCAUAAAAAUAAAUACUACUUCCAAAAAAACACAACAUAUAUUAUAAAUAUUACAUGUAUAUACUUUACAUAAAUAUUCAUAUUGCUUUAUAAAGAAGUUCAAUACGACGCGAUUUGCUCAUAGCAAAAUUGUCAAUGACUUUUUCUUUAAAUUGUGGGUGUCGAUUGUAAUCUCCAACGAUAUCUUUUUCUAUAGAUAGCGUGGAUAACGCUGACAACCGUUCGUUCUUCAUCGAGUUUCUCAAAUAUGUUUUUAUUCGUUUUAAGGUACUCAUAGAUCUUUCUGAGGAGGCACUGGUCACUGGUAUAGUAAAAAUUAGCCUCAAUAAUUUUAUACUUUCAGAAAAAACAUCAUUUAAAUCAUUAUCAUAAAUAUAAUUAAAUAAUUGUAAUGGUUCUAAAUAUUGUUUAAUAUCACAAGCAUAUAUAACUGAUAGUUCAUUUUCUAAUUUUAAUAAAUUAAAAAUUUUUGGAUAGGGACUAUCCAAUUUUUGGUAAAGGUAUUUUAGGGAUUGUUUUAAAUAAUCGGGAUAUUUUUCCCUAUCAAAAAGAUUUAUAAAUGAUAAUUUGUGAAUAUCGCUAAAUCGUUCCUGCAAUUGAACAAUAAUUGUAUCAAUUACCUCAAAUGCAACUCUUUUAAAAUUCAUCUUAAUAUUCUGAGAAAUCGCGUCACCUAAAAAUUCGUCACAUUGGUCUACACAAGAAGCAAUGGUUUCAUCUUUACGUAAGUCAGAUAUAUUUUUAAUUGUUUGUUCUACUUCUUUGAAACAAAUUGCAGGAUUUGACAGUAUUUUUAAAUGCAAAAUUGAGUAUAAAUGAUUUAAAAACACGAAAAUUUUAUAAAAAAGACAUAACAUAAGAACAAAUUUAGGUUGUUUUAAUAUUUUGAUUAAACCUAUAGCCAAAUUAGUACUUUCUGGAUCGAAUUUAUCAGAAUCUUCUAUGAAUUUCAUAAUUUUUAAUAGAGUGUGAUAGUUUUGAAAAAUAGAGAAUACUGAUCGAGAAUGGAAAUUCCAUCUUGUGUCAGACCCACUUGGAAUACUAAAACCUGAUUUUCUUAAUUCAUCUGCUCGUAAAGGAGAUCUUGCAAAAAAAGUUUUAAAACUACUUAAAUUACAAAUAAACAGUUUAACAUUAGUAAUUCGCUUGGAACAAUGUAAAAGAACUAAAUUUAGUUGGUGAGCAUAACAGUGUAUAAACAGUGCUUGUGGGCAGAUUUUUUUUAUUAUAGUUUGUACGCCACCCUUCGUUUCUGACAUGACACUAGCCCCGUCAUAAGUUUGGGAUAAAAGUUUUUUUUCGACUUGGCAUAAUUUUAACACAUCCAAUAUUUUACUACUAAGACCUACGGCCGUCUUAUCACCAGAUACAUCAUAAAAUCCAAGAAAUCUUUCUACUAUCUCAUUUUUACAGGCAUACCUCAAAAUAACACUAAAUUGCGCACAACACGAAAUGUCUGUAGUUUCGUCAGCUUGAACAGAAACAAAUUCGGUGUUUUUUAAUUCUUCUAAAAUUAUUUCCUGAACUACACAUGUGAUAGAUUCAACAAGAUCAUUCUGGAUGUCACUCGAUGUCCCUCUAAAAACCGAACUGCUUUCUAAGUGAUCCUUAAUGGCAGGUUCCUCCAUAGCUAGUAGCUGCAAUAUCUCCAAAUAAUUUCCUAAAAUAUUUAUAUUCACUGCUAACAUUUUAGCAAUUAAGUUACAAUAACCUACCUUUAUUUCUUGACUCUCCAGUCUCAUCAUGGCCUCUAAAUGCAAGUUUUUGCUUCGCUAAAAAACAUACAACGUCAAUUAAUCGGCCUACUAUCUGUCUAUUUUUUUUUCACUUUCUCAUUGUGUCGAAGAACAUUAAUUUUUCGCGCCUCAAUAAGAGUGUGAUCAAUGCGGACUUUUCCCAACAUGCAAAAAAAUUCAUUACAUGAAAUGUGUUUUUUCGAGGUAGCAUGUUUGUUCGCUUUCUGAACAAAAUUUUUGAUUGCAUUGAUCCCAUCUUUUGCCCAAGCUUCUUCUCCGCCAAAUAAAACACAGGGAAAGCAGUACAAAGCAUUCAAAUUGACACUUCCCGUCAACCAGCUGAACGACUCGUACCAGGUUUUUUGGAAUUUCCGGAUAGUUUUGCCGUCUUUUUGUGAAAUAUUAAGAUCAGGUCGUUUUUGAGAAUUUUUUAAAUUAAGUUUUUCUUCUAAUGAUAAAGAAGAAAAGUUUCGUUCUUUAAUGUAUGUAAUUGGAUCUUCAAUAUCCAUUAUUUUAAAAUUAAAUAAGACAAAUAAAAACAAAACUCAAAUACAAUUACCAAUAUCAAACAGUCAUUCAUUAAUAACUACUAAAAUUAAAAUAUCCACUAAAAAAAACGUUUUUUAUACACCCAAAAAUAAAAAUACUACUAAAUAUUAAAUUACUAGAGCACGCGCCCGCACCAAAUGCCAAAUGCAGAUUCAUCAAAACAAAACAAAACUGAAGAUGUAUUGCGGCCGACCAGAUCAAGUGUGUCCAUAAACAAUAACCCCUCAACAGCUUAAUAAAAUAGCUGGUCGACUUCCAUAGACAAAAGCUCGAAUGUCUUUCCCGCGAGUAAAUUUCGCAGACGUAAUAGGCUGAAUGCGAUGCGGCCGGACCUCUGUCGCCUGCUUGAUGCGUAUUUGGUUCGAUUAGAUGCUAAGACAAAUAUCAAUGUGUCUUCCUGGGGCUCGGUGUGCAUUUUUAUUUUAAUCGGUGCGGCAGGCGGGGCGCGCCUUCGAAUUAAUCAUGUAUAGAUACGUUCUGUGUUAAUUUUUUUUUAAAUUUAAAUUCAACAAUUACAUGAAAUAAUUAAGUAAUAAAUUAAUAAUAAAUAACAGGAUAAUUUUGGGUAGACAGUGUCUACCUUGUCUACUCGUACGCUUCGCCACUGGGCUCGACUGCUUGGAAUUCAAACAUAAAACGUCUUUUUUACAGCCUGAAAAAAAAUCAUAAAUCCAUGCCUGAAACACCUAAAAUUAAAAUAAAAGUUUAUUAGCCAAACUAUUUAAAAAAAAUUAAUUGAUGUCUUAACUGCCUGUACUAAUAACAUAAUUACAAAUUUUCGCUUGAUGUGGCUUAUUCCAUGCAGCUCAGGCUUACUUUUUUUUCACGUUGAACAUCUGUAUAUUAAUUUUUACAAUUCUAGGUAGUCCAGCCAUAAAUUCCUAAUUAUUUCGUUAGUCCAGGUAGCUGAAGCUAGUUAUGUUCUUAAAAUUUACACCGUUUAUUAAUUUUUUGCCUGGAAUAAUGACGCAAUUAUGAAUUUAUGGCCCCCUUGCUUGGAAUUCAAACAUAAAUCGAUGGGUUUACAGCCUCAAAAAAAAACAUAAAUUGAAUGACAAAUUUGAUGCUUGAAAUCGCAUCCUGUGUUCGAACAUACGAAUUGUGAAGAAAAAUGAGAACAUUUCUAUAAUCAUUAUUUGCUAUGUUGAAUUAAAAUUACUAGGGGUUUGUGUUGUCUUAUAUUACAGAUAAACCAUUAGUAUUUAUGUUUAAGUGUCCUGACUUGGGACGGCAGUACAGGUUACCCGACAUUCUAAUAAGUUUCUUACCCACUUAUGAAUGCAUAGAAGAUUAAUUUAUGUUUUCUCUUUAUAUUAUUAUAUAUGACUUUGUAGAUUUUUCAUAAUUGUUUUUUGUAGACAUUAUUUUUAUCUCUUUAUAAUUUAAUAAGAAUUUUAAUUAGGGGAUUAAAUAAAGUUUUUUAAGUCG
Messenger RNA from Anthonomus grandis grandis, 8308 nucleotides. RefSeq names its product pre-mRNA-splicing factor 38B. Gene Ontology annotation, cellular component: precatalytic spliceosome. The transcript has 8 exons. NCBI's taxonomy places the organism in Eukaryota, Metazoa, Arthropoda, Insecta, Coleoptera, Curculionidae. The coding region runs from base 147 to 1115 and encodes 322 amino acids. The record is from RefSeq and is a predicted model, not a curated record.